UAUAUAUAUAUAUAUAUAUAUAUAUGUAAUUGUUAAGCUUAAUAGUACUCUUCUCUUGUCUUCUUUCUUUCUUUGCAAUAUAUAGAGAUAUAUAGUUUAAAUUUUUGUAAUCUCUUGAGAAUUAAGUGAUUCAUUGAUGAAAGGAAGAAGAAUUCAGCAAUCAAGUCCGGUAGGAAGCCCACCAUCAGACACAGAGUCAAGUGCCGUGGCCGGAAACUCGUUGGACAACGGCUCGAAAGAACAAGACAGGUUCCUUCCCAUAGCCAAUGUCAGCCGUAUCAUGAAGAAGUCUCUCCCCGGCAACGCCAAGAUAUCGAAAGAAGCUAAAGAGACAGUGCAAGAAUGUGUUUCUGAGUUCAUUAGCUUCAUCACCGGUGAAGCCUCCGACAAGUGUCAAAGAGAAAAGAGAAAAACCAUUAAUGGUGAUGACCUUCUUUGGGCCAUGACAAUAUUAGGGUUUGAAAACUAUGUAAGCCCUCUCAAGAUAUAUCUCAACAAGUAUAGAGAAACUGAAGAUGAGAAGAGCUCCAUGGCAAGACAAGGUAAUUAUGAAUAUCAUCACUCACCUGCUACUCAUCAUGAGAAGUUCACUGGUUAUACUGGAAAAGGGAUGAGUGGUGGUGGUGCUGGUCUUACACAAGGGUUCAUGGGACAUGGAGGAGGUGGAGAUGAAGAUGGUGAUGGUGAUGGUGAUGGUGAUGGUGAUGUUCAUAGAGUUCAGUGGUGAAGGAUGAUGAAAGAAUAGUUACAGCUCUAGUGCAUGAUACUGUUGCUUAAUUAUUCUUAGCUUUAACUUCUCUGUGUCUCUAUGAAAGUUAUUCUUCUUUUACUUUUCUAAUAUGAAUUCAUAUAUAAAGUGGUAUUUUAUGAUUC
Molecule: messenger RNA, 873 nt
Organism: Dioscorea cayenensis subsp. rotundata (Guinea yam)
Lineage: Eukaryota; Viridiplantae; Streptophyta; Magnoliopsida; Dioscoreales; Dioscoreaceae
Product: nuclear transcription factor Y subunit B-3-like
Exons: 2
Coding region: 137-727 (196 amino acids)
Biological process (GO): regulation of transcription by RNA polymerase II
Cellular component (GO): CCAAT-binding factor complex; nucleus
Molecular function (GO): protein heterodimerization activity; DNA-binding transcription activator activity, RNA polymerase II-specific; RNA polymerase II cis-regulatory region sequence-specific DNA binding
Source: RefSeq, a predicted model, not a curated record